Molecule: messenger RNA, 1902 nt
Organism: Aphis gossypii (cotton aphid)
Lineage: Eukaryota; Metazoa; Arthropoda; Insecta; Hemiptera; Aphididae
Exons: 4
Coding region: 1-1902 (633 amino acids)
Source: RefSeq, a predicted model, not a curated record
AUGAAACGCGUUUAUAAGUCAGGUUGUGAAAAGAGGAAUAGGAAAAAUAAACAAUUGCUAUUAGAAGUCGGAUCUUCUUCAAAUCAAACAAAAAUUAAUUUUUUCCCUGUGCCUAAGCAUCAAUUUCGGACAGAAGAAAGCAAUAUUAUCAGAUGUCCAGAAGACACCCAAGACAGUCAAUGUGCUAGUUAUGUUGAAGACAUAAAUGUUAAUGAAACUUCUGAGCUGAACAUAAAUACUCAAAAUUCACAAUUUUCUCAAGUUUUUAAGGACUCUAUGGUUUGUACAAUUUCAAACUUUAUUCGUCCCUCAAUGAGUGAUUCUGUUACAGCAAAAAAUAAUUUUUUUAACAAGCAUCCGAUACAACCUUAUGUACAAUCAGGAACAGGUAAAGUUGACUUUAAAAGAAUAUACUUUAAACAACUGCCAAAUGGUGACAUUGUUCAGAGAAAAUGGGUGUCAUAUUGUAUCGAUACAAAUUCUUUACAUUGUUCCAAUUGCAUGGCAUAUGGAGUGCAUGGGAAGUAUGGAGAAAUUGAAACUAAAUUUAUAUCUGGUUAUAAAGUGGAUAUAAAAAUAAAUAAAUGUUUAUAUCGUGAUAUAAUAAUCCAUGAAAAUUCUAUUUUCCAUAAUAAUUCUACAAAUACAGCUGUCCGUUUUAAAUUGAAUAAAGAUAUUCAGUCAAUAUUAAAUCGAGAUGUUAUGGCAAAAAGGGCUCAACAAGUAGAAAUCCGAAGACAAAUAUUAAAGCGUUUAAUUGACAUAGUUUUGUUUAUUGGACGACAGGGAAUACCUUAUCGUGGAAAGCAUGAAGCUGCUCAUUCUUUGACUGACAAUAGUUUAAACCAUGGAAACUUUUUAGAGCUUGUUAAAUUUGUAGCAAAAUAUGAUACUAUUCUAGGACAACAUGUAGAUAAAUCAGUUACACUAAGUGAAAAAAACAAAAACAAAAAAGGCCGAGGAUGUAUGGUAACUUUUUUAUCAAAACACUUUGUAAAUGAAAAAUUAAUUAAGUCCAUAGGAGCAGCUAUUCAAGGAAAAAUUGUUGAAGAAAUUGUUGAAUGUAAGAAAUUUAGCAUAAAGUUUGAUAGUACUCAAAACGUGAGCACUAUGGACCAGCUUGCAAUUUGUGUUCGUUAUAUUUUUACCGGAAUCGUACAAGAACGGUUACUAAGUUUGGUCAUUUGUAAAGAUUCUAGAGGUAUAGCACUUUUUAAAUUGUUGGAAGAUAAUUUAAAACUUCAUGGUCUAUUACUUGAAGAUAUUGUGGCAUGUUCUUUUGAUGGAGCAGCUAACAUGAAGGGGAUAUAUCAUGGUUUACAAGCAUAUUUAAAGAAAGUCAAUCCAGAUAUUGUAUAUACUCACUGUAUGGGCCAUGUUUUAAAUUUGGUAAUGAGCGAGUCUACAAAUAAUUUACAGUUGGCAGAAGAUUUAUUUGGGUUAAUUGAACAAUCAGCAGUGUUCUUAACCGAUUCUCAUAAGCGAAUGACAACAUGGAUGAGUGUUACAGGAGAAAAACAUUCUGCACAUGGAAAACUCUAUCGUUUACAAAAAAUUGGUGCAACUAGGUGGUGGAGCAAAGAAAAAGCUUUGUCUUCUAUCAUGGAUUUACAAAUGAUUGAAGAUAACAAUGAAGUUGAAAAUAGUAAGUUUGUUACUUUAUUAGAGUUUUUAGUUGCAGUCUGCAAAGGUAACUUUAAUGUUCAGACUAAAUACAUGGCAAAAUCUUUAAUAACUAAUUGGUCAAAAUUUGAAACAAUAUUAAUUGCUAAUUUGUUGCUUGAUAUUUAUGCAGUAACAAGUCCUAUAUCAGUUUAUUUGCAAACUAAAUCUAUUAACUAUUUACAAGCUUGGAAUAUGAUUGAAACUUUACAAAAGAAAAUUGAAAAAAAAAAGAAAUGA